CCACGACGACAACCACACCUUCACUGCGACCACCCACCAUGGCCGAAUCAGCGACUGACAGCGGCAACGUCGCCGAGCAGUACAGCCUGCUUCCCAAGCUGAUGCCCAACCUCGACCGCCAUCUGAUCUACCCGCUGCUCAACUUCAGCGCCGACGAGGAUGCCGAGCAGCCGCUGGACCAGAAGAAGCUGCUGCUGGAGCUGCUCAAGCCGACCAACAUGACCGACUUCGUGGGCCAGCUGUACCAGGACGUGCACAACCUGGACGACAUGCCCGACGAGUACAAGACGAAGCGCGACCAGGUGCUGCAGCGACGCGACAAGCUGGAGGAGGAGACGAGCAAGAUCUCGGGCCUGCUGGACGACGAGAAUGUCGUCACCAACCUGCGCUCCGACAAGGUGCAGAACUUGGCAUACCUCAAGGACACGCACGGCGUCACCGUCGAGAUGGUCAACCAGCUGUACGAGUUUGGCAGCUUCCAGUACAGCUGCGGAGUCUACCCACACGCCGCCGAGCUGCUGUACCGCUUCCGCGUUCUGGUAAGAAACAUACAAGAGCGCGAGGCCACGUGGGGCAAGCUCGCCUGCGAGUUCCUCUCCGUCAACUGGGACUCGGCCAUUGAGGAGAUCAACAAGCUCAAGGAGACCAUCGACACGCGCCUCUUCAACAACCCCCUCGCACAGCUGCAGCACCGCACAUGGCUGAUCCACUGGUCGCUGUUCCCCCUCUUCAACCACGAGCCCGCCCGCGAGAGCCUGACGGACAUGUUCUUCUCGCCGUCCUACAUCAACACCAUCCAGACCAACUGCCCCUGGAUCCUGCGCUACCUCGCUGCCGCCGUCAUCACAAACCGCAACAAGGGCCGCAACUCGAAUCAGUACCAGAAGCAGCUCAAGGACCUGAUCCGGAUAGUCAGGCAGGAAGGCUACGAGUACAGCGACCCCGUCACCGACUUCAUAAAGGCGCUGUACAUCGACUUUGACUUUGAGGAGGCCCAGAAGAAGCUGAGCGAGACCGAGGAGAUUCUCAAGAACGACUUCUUCCUGCUGGGUGCCGCGGACCAGUUUGUGGAUGCGGCGAGACAUUUGAUUUCCGAGAGCUACUGCAAGAUCCACCAACGGAUCGACAUCAAGGACCUCUCAACCCGCCUCGGUCUCUCACAAGACGAGGGCGAGAAGUGGAUCGUCAACCUCAUCCGCGACACCCGUGUCGACGCAAAGAUCGACUACAAGGCCGGCACAGUCAUUAUGAACCACCCCCCACAAUCCGUCUACCAGCAGGUCAAUUGAGCGGACAAAGGGCGGAUUCUUCAGGACCCAAGUCUUGAGCGCGGCAGUUGCGAAAUGAGCGUCUUGAUAAGCUAUUUCGAAUGAUGCAAGGAAACGAGUAGACCGCUUGUGGGGAGGCGAAGGCGUUCAGCGAUUGAAUGGACACGACGGAUGGACAAAAGCGCAGACUCCUAUUUUCCCACGCGGAGAAUUGCGACGAGCUCGCAGGAUGCAUGCAUGAUUCAUGGCGUCUUUUCUGGGCUUCUUUGGCGGCGGACAGACAGUGCAGAUGAGCUGUACUUAUUUAGAUGCGAGCUACUUACCCCUUUGAAUCAAACAAGAACAAGACAACCCAAC
Messenger RNA from Parastagonospora nodorum SN15, 1625 nucleotides. RefSeq lists its product as hypothetical. The transcript is spliced from 3 exons. Lineage: Eukaryota; Fungi; Ascomycota; Dothideomycetes; Pleosporales; Phaeosphaeriaceae. Bases 39 to 1289 code for a protein of 416 amino acids. Gene Ontology annotation, cellular component: nucleus; cytoplasm; eukaryotic translation initiation factor 3 complex. Gene Ontology annotation, molecular function: translation initiation factor activity. The record is from RefSeq and is a predicted model, not a curated record. Gene Ontology annotation, biological process: translational initiation.